Molecule: messenger RNA, 1254 nt
Organism: Thlaspi arvense
Lineage: Eukaryota; Viridiplantae; Streptophyta; Magnoliopsida; Brassicales; Brassicaceae
Source: the annotation of a GenBank genome assembly
AUGGCGACGAUACCCGCCACAGCCACCGCAACCAUGUGCCCGUCUCCUCCUGUCCCAACAAUUUCUCCGUUACUCAGAACAAGUCACCAAUGUCAACCAUCUUCUUCUUCAUCAUCCUCAUCUUCCAUAAAGCUUAUUACCACUCUGUUAUCCGGUGAGGUCAUGGUGGAUAGAGCGGCUGAGAGCUCCGUGAUGAUCAAACCUGAGAAAUGGGGAACCCAAUUAGAAAAGAGGAGGAAGAGGAGGAGGAGAAGACGAGUAGGUUUCGAGCGUUUGGAGCCGGAAGAAGAGGAAAAUGUUGGUCCAGAAGUAGAAGCAGAAGCAAUUAGUGUUCCCAUUGGAGCUUCACGAUCUGGGUUUUUGAGCCGUUUAGAGGAAGUCCAGCUUUGCUUGUACCUCAAGGAAGGAGCAACACUUGAAAAUCUGGGAACAAGUGCUGAAGAGAAUGAAAUGGUAUCAGUUUUGCUGUCCAGUGGCAAAGGGAAGAAGAAGCGUAGUGCAAAUGAAAUAUUAUGCCGAAGAAGAGAAGCGAGAGAAAAGAUCACUCGUUGUUACCGGAGGCUGGUUGUCUCUAUCGCAACAGGGUACCAAGGCAAAGGGUUGAAUCUGCAAGACCUGAUUCAGGAAGGAAGCAUAGGCCUUCUUCGUGGAGCUGAGAGAUUCGAUCCCGAAAGAGGCUACAAGCUAUCGACUUAUGUCUACUGGUGGAUCAAACAGGCCAUCCUAAGGGCUAUCGCGCACAAGUCUAGACUAGUCAAAUUGCCGGGAAGCAUGUGGGAGUUGACGGCAAAAGUUGCAGAAGCUAGCAAUGUUUUGACCAGAGAACUAAGACGGGUGCCGAGCUGUGAAGAGAUUGCAGAGCACCUCAACAUCCAUGUCUCAGCGGUUAGGCUUGCCGUGGACAGGAGCAGAUCCCCUGUUUCGCUGGACAGAGUCGCCUCUCAUAAUGGCCGCAUGACGUUGCAGGAGAUUGUAAGGGGACCUGAUGAAACAAGGCCAGAGGAGAUGGUGAAGAGAGAACACAUGAAGCAUGAGAUUGAGCAGCUUUUGGGGACUCUUACCGCGAGAGAAUCUCGAGUAUUGGGACUUUACUUUGGGCUCAACGGAGAGACUCCUAUGUCUUUUGAAGAGAUUGGCAAGUCGUUAAAGCUUUCAAGAGAGAGGGUGAGGCAAAUCAAUGGCAUUGCUAUGACGAAGCUACGAAAUGUACAUAACGCGAAUGAUUUGAAAUUAUACUAUUCCUCUAGUGAAUGA